This is a messenger RNA of Mitosporidium daphniae, 1407 nucleotides long. RefSeq names its product putative suppressor of glycerol defect protein. Gene Ontology annotation, biological process: ribosomal small subunit biogenesis. Gene Ontology annotation, molecular function: protein binding; RNA binding. NCBI's taxonomy places the organism in Eukaryota, Fungi, Microsporidia. The record is from RefSeq and is a predicted model, not a curated record. The transcript has 3 exons. Gene Ontology annotation, cellular component: nucleolus. The coding region runs from base 1 to 1407 and encodes 468 amino acids.
AUGGACCAAAAGCACGCAACGGCACAACAGCGGCAAAUCAAGGGGCUUUUAAAUCGGCUUUCUGAUAUGAACUUUUGCUCCACAAUCGCCUCAUUUGAGGAGUUGUAUUUGCAGCAUCAUGGGCAAAAUCUUACUAGCAACAUAUCGGAACAGAUUAUAAAGGCCUUGAUCGAAACACCAAAUGUAUUGGAUAGGUUUAUCCUUCAAUAUUCGACUCUUGUGGUAGCGCUUUCAUCGAUAGAAACGAUAGAUGCGGAAUUUGGCAUCUAUUUCCUAGCAGCUUUGGUGGAUCGACUCAAACGCUUCUCCAAUGUCAAGGCAACUUGCGUGACUUUUUCAAAAAUGCUAGCUUUUUUAUAUGUCCUUCGAUUGGUGCCAGAAUCUCUUAUUGUCGAAGUUUGCGAGUCGCUUUUAUGUCCAGACCCGUUCAUCAACAUGGAGGACGGAAUUAAAGUAGAAGUUGUGCUUGUCCUUAUAAAGGGUUGUGAUUGGUUAUCAUCUCGGUUCAAAUUUAUGCUUGAAGCACUUGAUGACUUGAAGAAUAACAAAAAGAAAAUAAUUAAAGGAAGCCCAACGGUGCUGGACUCUUGGAAAAAGAUUCUUCUAGAAGCAUUGAAGCAAAAGGGAAUAUUCAAGCUGCAAGAUCCUCUCGCAAUCGUGCCUCGUGAGUUUCUUUAUAAUACAUGGCCGGCUAACCUUAAAUCCCCUGCGCAUGGCAAUGGACAGUCAAUACCAACAGAAGAAAAUGGAAAAAAUGCUAAAGCAGAGCCAAAGGAAAAAUCUCUUGCAUCUGCUUUACGGAUAAAUACGCUAUUGAGAAGGCAAAUUUUGGAUGCAAUAUCAAGCUCUUCUGACAUUCUCGAUGCAAUCGAAAAGCUGGAUAUUUUCAAGUCAUCCAAGGAGAGGAGAGAAAUUCCAUCCAUUAUUUUGCUUUGUGUAAAGAAGGAAAAAUCGUACAAUCCAUUCUAUGCGCUCCUUUCUUCUACGCUUAUUCAGCGAGUAGAUGGCAUUGAUGCUACAAUUACUUUUAUGUAUGCACUUUGGGACUUUUCUAGGUCCCUUUCGGGAAAAGUUUCCAUCAGGGAAAUUUUAAAUGCAGCAUCGUUUUAUGCCGAUCUUCUGGGGAAAUCUUCCCUAUCAUUUUGUGCCCUCAAGGAGAAAUCGCCUUCGGAGAUCAAAGAUUUGUUUCUGAUGCCCGUUCUUCAUAAAAAGCAAAAAUCUUCGGUCCAGUCUGCACAGCCAACAACACCUCCUUCCGUUGUUGAGGGGCUUGAGCUCUUGUUUGCGCAAUUGAGGGGAUCCAUAUUAGAAAAGAUGGGCGAGACCCCUGAAUCAAGCGCCGUUGUCAAAUCGUCGAUUUCGUUUUGCGUCGAGGAAAUAUUUCCACUAAUUUAUAAAAGGAGCUAA